AUGGUAGCUGAAAUUAAUGCGAUACGACUUAAAGUUCGUACAGGAAAAAGUAGAAAAGUGAAAGUAUAUUUGCAGGACGAUGGUUCACUUCUUCCGACGUGUUCGAUCUUCAAGAGCUGCACUAUUCGUUCUCGCUGCUGUAGUACUGGUUCAUGCUCACCAACAAGCUGCAAGGAAAAUGAAUUUAGGUGCAGCUCUUUGAAGUGCAUUUCCAAGGACUUGACAUGUGACGGAGAGAAUGACUGUGGUGACUUUAGCGAUGAGAUCAAUUGCACCUAUCUCGGCAAAUGUAAUGUUAACGAAUUUGAGUGCUCUGACAGAAGCUGUAUCUCAUCCACACUCGUUUGCAAUGGCAAAUUCGAGUGUCCACGGGGACUCGACGAAACGAACUGCGAGUCAGAGACUACAGCUCCAACAACACCUUCAUUUGAGCAACUAGGAAUCCUUUACACAGCAGAAGGGAAGGUUAAGUCCUUCCCAGUUUUCGACAAAUCACUUGGAAUCAGCCUUUAUCUUCGCUUCACCGCACACAAAUGCUCCGGGAAUUUAUUCCAGAUGACCAGUCAAAACACAGAUCAGUUUUUUCUACUUUCUCUAACCGGGGAUGGAAAUAUAGAAUUCCUCUUUAAGACGUCAUCGGGUCCAGGAAUGGUUAUCAUACCCCCUCCCCCUGGGGACUCGUUUUGUAAUGGCAAGAGACACCUGUUGGUCUUGCGGCGAUAUUUAGACGAAUUGCGCUACCGAGUGAACCGAAGAAGACGCGUCACCAAGAGGAUUGGGCUCCUAAGAGAGCYUUUCUCAAGACCUUUUAGAGUGUAUGUUGGGACGACGUUGGAGGGCUGUGUAUCUGGCAUUGACGUUAUCUUUUAUGACACACGAUCUAAGACGUAUUCUGUGGGUUUUUCUAAAGGCUGCGCAAAGACACCAGAGAAAACAACACCGUCACCUCCUCCUGACACAACCGCAAAGUUUACACAAAGUUUCACAACGCCAUCCUUACGCACCAGAAACAGAAACGAAUCCGUAAUUCACACGUCACUUACCUCGGACUUUUCAACGCAAGGCCAUCUUACUGAGGAGGCCAGUCCUAACGGUAAAAACACGCAAGGAAAUACUGCAUCUGUCACGCAAAAUGACCGAGUAACGCAUUCGCUUCCAGUGACGAUACCAGCUUCCCCGAGUGGUACGGUUUACACUUCUCAAGGCGCACAUGCACAAUCUUCUAAAGUAGUCACACAAUCUCAAGGCACCCGUUCGCAAACACCCAGUGUCACGCAAUCUGAUGAUGUCUUGGAUCCUUACUUCAUUGGUGAAGGUGAAAGUACAGUUUCCUUGCAUACCACCCAUGCCACUAGUCCGAGUACUUCGUCUACUUCCGAUCCAAAAGGGUUAACGGAGUCAAAUUAUGUCACGCAUUCCACUUCCACGGAAGAUUCUUCGACUGUAACAACAACAAGAAGUGACAUUAAGGAUACAGCCCCAUCAGUUACAAUCAACUCAUUUUUUCAAACCACCACAAAGAAACUGCCCAAAUAUGAAAGAUGUGAGCCGUUACGAUCACGAUACUGUACUUACAUGGGCUACAAUCAAACACGCCUGCCAACUCGAGCAGGUUAUAGAGACCAACUUAAAGCAGAGAAACAAAUGAGCCGCUUUCUGCCAUUCAUACGCGCAAACUGUUCGCGCUUUUUGAGGGACUUAAUCUGCGUCACCUAUCUUACUCCUUGUUAUAAUCCUCACUCUCCUAGAGUCCAACCAUGUCGAGAGCUUUGCUCAAGGUCAAAACACGAGUGCGCUUCGCUGAUGAAAGCGUUCGAGUUUGAUUGGCCUGAACACUUGGACUGUGAAAAAUUUCCAAGCAGUGAAAAUGGAAAGUGUGUCAUGGCGCAUGAUACUGGGGUGCCUGUUAUGCCUACACAAGUAACACAACACAUAAAAAAUCCAGGUUGUGGAGGAAUCUUAAACCGUCCCACUGGUGUCAUUAAAACUCCGCAUUUCCCUGACCCGUAUCCUUCCAAUACUCUGUGUAAGUGGGCCAUCAUCUUACCCAAGGUCUAUCACGUGAUAGAUAUUAUUUUGGAAGAGGUGUCGUUGGAGGCUGAUGUCAACUGUGGUUAUGAUUAUCUAUUAUUCUUGGACGGUUUGUCCAAUCAAGUUGGUUCAAGGAUCUGCGGAUUUCUUGCCUAUCCUCGCGUAAUCACUGUCAAAGGGAACAUAGCGUCUAUCGUGUUUAGAUCAGACUCAGCUCUCAACAAAAAAGGCGUUCUCAUCAAAUAUACCGCACAUUCUUACCCCUAGUGUCCGUUCUUCUCAUGCAGUGGAGAUGACGUCAAGUUGGUCACACUAUAUUGAACAAGUCACGCAACCACAGGGCCAUAACGUGGAGGGACUUACACAGAUAGGACGUCAUGCUCAAAGCAAAAAAAUUCUUCCUUAUUGUUUAACGCUGGUACAGAGAACUGACAAUUUAAGUAUCUUUUUAUUUCAUCGAGUAAAACUAGUUACAUUCUGUGUAUGUAAAAGGGCAAAGAACAAGAAGUUAUUUUUGCGCGCGUCUGCGCACUGACGUUGUGCAUAUUUACGUAUACCGCCACUAUUGUUGUUUGUUUGCUGGAAUUCCUUCACGCGCACGCAUAACCUUUCCAGCCAUCACGUCCUCUCACAACGAUUCAAUGGUAUCUUUUUUGCUUAAAUAAAAAAAAUACAGCUGAUCCAAUAAUUUGACAUUUAUUGAAGACUUGUGAGAAUUUCCUUCCCAAGAGCAAGAUAAGCUCUAAUGUUUAGUGAAGGAAUAUUUCAGUAUUAAAUAUACUUUACAAAAUUCUAUAAAAAUUUGAAAAAUAGUGAAA
Molecule: messenger RNA, 2849 nt
Organism: Actinia tenebrosa (Australian red waratah sea anemone)
Lineage: Eukaryota; Metazoa; Cnidaria; Anthozoa; Actiniaria; Actiniidae
Biological process (GO): canonical Wnt signaling pathway; non-canonical Wnt signaling pathway
Cellular component (GO): plasma membrane
Molecular function (GO): Wnt-protein binding; Wnt receptor activity
Source: RefSeq, a predicted model, not a curated record